AUGGAGGGGGUUGAAAGUAGCAGCAAUAAUGGUCCAAUAGCAUCAGUUGAACCAAUUGAACAGGUCUUCGAUGAUUUUGAACUUAAUAUACUGAAAGCAUGGAUGUGUACUGUUUCGGUGAACAUGUCUAUGCACACGAGAGAACCUAUUAGGGACAGUAAAUUGUCAGGGCCUGAAUGGAUAAGAGAGAUUCUUUAUGGACAUUCAGAUAGGAUAUAUGAAACUUUUCGAAUGGAGAGGCAUGUUUUUCUCAACCUUUGUGAUUUAAUGAAGGCGAGGGGUUGGUUGGCAGAUAGUCGAUAUAUUAGGGUAGACGAACAAGUUGGGAUAUUUUUAUCUAUGAUUUCUCACAAGAACUCGAAUAGAGAUUUAUGUGAGAGAUUCCAACAUUUGGGACAAACUAUCAGCAAGUACUUUGCUAAAGUGUUGCAAGCAGUUCUGAAUUUGGCAAGAGAAAUUAUCGUACCACCUUCAUUUGAUGUUGUCCCAGAAGAAAUUCUUAUCAAUCCUAAAUAUAAUCCUUACUUUAAGGGCUGCAUAGGCGCUAUUGAUGGCACUCACAUUCAUGCUUCUGUACCAGUGUCGAAACAGAUCCCAUUUAGAGGCAGGAAAGGAAUUACCACUCAAAAUGUGAUGUGUGUUUGUUCAUUUGAUAUGAAAUUUACAUUUGUGUAUGCUGGUUGGGAAGGUUCUGCCAACGAUUGUCGGGUGCUCUCGGCAGCACUCGAGACACAUCGCUUACAAUUUCCUCGACCUCCACCAGGCAAAUACUACGUGGUAGAUUCUGGUUAUGCUGCAGCUCCGGGAUUUUUGACUCCUUUCAAAGGGGAACGGUAUCAUAUUAAUGAUUUUAGGGGUAGAGUGAGGCAGGCAACAACAGCAAGAGAAUUAUUCAACCAUAGGCAUUCUUCACUAAGGAAUGUUAUUGAGAGAUCAUUUGCGGUGUUAAAGAAUCGCUUUUUCAUUUUGAGACACAUGCCUUCAUUUUCAAUUCAAAAGCAGUCAUGUAUUGUAAUUGCAUGUUGUGCUAUUCAUAAUUACAUCCGUGAUCAAGACAAGAUGGAUAAGAACUUUUCUCAAUAUGGUGAUUCAGAAUAUCCGUUUGGAAAUGCACAAGAUGAGGUUAUUGACGAUACAUCGACUGAGGAGGAUAUCGAGAUCAACAUGCUUAAGAAAAGAAUUGCCAAUCAAUUGGCAAUUGAUAAUAAUAUGGCGGAGAUUCCAUGAAAAUGUGUUUCCGACUUUUCUAAUGUAUUUUCUUUAUUUUGUAUUUGAGGAUUUUUUAUGUUGGCUCUUGUAAUGUGACGUGGUAUUUUGGGAUCUCCUAUAUUGGCUCUUGUAAUGUGAUGUGCUUGGUUUACUUUUCUCCAUAAGCAUUUGGGAUAUUAUGAGGAACGAUGCAUACUCACAAAUAUUGAGAGCAAAUAUCGAGAGCGAUGGUGGUUGAAUGUUGAAGACC
Messenger RNA from Syzygium oleosum, 1459 nucleotides. RefSeq lists its product as uncharacterized. Lineage: Eukaryota; Viridiplantae; Streptophyta; Magnoliopsida; Myrtales; Myrtaceae. The record is from RefSeq and is a predicted model, not a curated record. The transcript has 3 exons. Bases 1 to 1227 code for a protein of 408 amino acids.